AUGGCUCUUUCCAAUCUUCAGCCCGAGCUUGAUGCAGCGAAGGCCGAGAACCGUCAGCUGAGGAGUGAACUGGUCGCCAUGACCGAAUACAAUCGGAGCCUCGAAGCUGAGAAGGUCGGCCUUAACCGGGAGAAUGUUCGAUUUUUCUCGAGGCUAGAUGAGCUCGAGAUCACUGUUUCUCAACUCCGGGGGGAGCUGGAUACGGUGAAGGCUGAUGCUACAGGCUUGGUCGAGAAGAACUGGCUGCUCGAAUCCGAGACUGCCCUGUACAAAGAGCGCAUGAGGACGUUCGAGGAGAAAGCCGAGAAAAGGGCCCAGAUGUAUGAGGACCUGAAAACCGAGCUUGCGGAGGCGGUUAAUGCCAAUGAUGCUCUCAAGGCCGAGCUCGAAGCGGCCACUCAAAGGCAAGAUGCCCUUGAAGAGAGCCGGGGUGAUCUGGCUGCAAAGCUGGCCAAGGCCGAGGCCGAUUUGGAGGAGGCUUUGCAGAAUGUGGAGGCCACUGAAGCUCAUACUGCCAUUGUUGCCGAAUAUGAGAAGUGGAAGUCUCGGAGGAUUACCCUCGAGUAA
Lycium barbarum (goji berry) is the source of this 567-nucleotide messenger RNA. RefSeq lists its product as uncharacterized. The record is from RefSeq and is a predicted model, not a curated record. The transcript has a single exon. Lineage: Eukaryota; Viridiplantae; Streptophyta; Magnoliopsida; Solanales; Solanaceae. Bases 1 to 567 code for a protein of 188 amino acids.